AAAGUUAGGCCUAUGUUCCGUUCUGUUUUAUUUUAUUUUGACAUUCUGGUCCAUUAUUUGGACUAAUUAUUCCUGCGAUCUCCUACGUAGGCCCUAUGCCUGGUUGCGUUUUAAUAACUAUUUUGUUUCUGGAUAUUCCGUCGUUUUAUUCGUGCGUGCUGACAACAUUAUGUAGGAAAUAUAGGGUAUUCCUCAAUCCAUGAUCGGUUCACAGAAUCGUUCAGUAUUCCGGCCCAGUGUGUUUAAUCAGCAUAGAUGUUAAAUUGCUAUUAUGAAUAGAUUCUAAAUAGAGUAUCUGUCUCUAAACAAACUGCGUGUGCACCUUCUGCCAGAGUUCUCGCUACCCUUCAGCAUUUAUUCAGCUACCCUGACCUCUAGCGGUCAUAAGAUUCAAUAGUUGAAUCACUUUAAAUCAAGAUUUGUCUCCAUACGCGUUCGCGCACGUAUCCAUUAAAUGUUUAUUAUACUGUUUAUAUAUACAAGAAAAAAAAAAACAUUUAUAUUUGUUGCUAAUUGAAAUCGGGCAAUUUGAAAUCAGGUCAAGCUCGUGAACUUGUGAUUAUGUCCCUCCCUCCCUCCCUUUCUGCCUGACAUGAAAGUGGAUGGGCGGACUGAGAGAGAUGCUCAUUCAGGAGUAAACCCUGGAAACAGCAGGAGCCAGGUCAUGAGUACAUCUGUGCACUUUGUGACACAAAUGGAGCUACUCUGGGAUAUAUCUAAUUAUAAAAAUCCUUAUUUUUGGAUGCAAAUGGAAAUAAAUGAUACUUUUGCAGCACGGAAUCUGUAUUCCUGAUCUUAAGCUGAACAGGUGCGCGAAACUUAAGCUUAUCAUCGUGCCUUUUCACGUAGAGAGAAGGAAACUUCGAGUUUGGAGAAAUAUGGAUAAAUGGAUUUAUGCAACUUAAAUCGAAACAUAUAACGCCGAUUCUGCCAGCACUUAAAAUACACGUGAUAAAAAAUAGGUAGGCUAAUUAUAAAUAAUAACUCAAUAAUAAAUAAUAAUAAUAACUUGUGAGGAGAACAUCUCGCCUUGAAUUGCCCCAGAUGUAGUAGCCUAUGAUACCACAAUAGAAAACACAGAAACCAUGAUAAAAACUGAAUUCUACGGAAACUGGAAGCUGGAAAAAAUAGAAAUGUUUUGAAAAUAAUUGGCUGUAUGAUGGAGCGCUUUGAGAAUCAGUUCCUGCGGAUUACUCUUCUCUGCACUAUCCUAUGUGAGUCAAUUUCUUGUUGUGAGAAGACUCACUCACAUGCUGAAGAUGAACUCUUCAAAAAGCUCUUUGACGGCUACAACAAGUGGUCAAGGCCUGUACCAAACACCUCUGAUGUUGUCAUCGUCAAGUUCGGUUUAUCUAUCGCCCAGCUGAUUGAUGUGGACGAGAAGAAUCAGAUGAUGACAACAAAUGUCUGGCUAAAGCAGGAGUGGAAUGACUAUAAACUGCGCUGGAAGCCUUCAGACUACGACAAUGUGACUUCUAUCAGGGUUCCCUCUGAACUUAUCUGGGUCCCGGAUAUAGUCUUGUACAACAAUGCAGACGGGGAGUUUGCGGUGACCCACAUGACCAAAGCCCACCUCUUCUACACAGGUAAAGUGCGCUGGGUUCCACCUGCCAUCUACAAGAGCUCAUGCAGCAUCGAUGUCACCUUCUUCCCCUUUGACCAGCAGAACUGCAAGAUGAAAUUCGGCUCGUGGACUUACGACAAAGCCAAGAUCGACCUGGAGCGCAUCGAGAACACGGUGGACUUGAAAGAUUACUGGGAGAGUGGUGAAUGGGCCAUCAUCAAUGCUGUUGGUACCUACAACACCAAGAAGUACGACUGCUGCCAUGAGAUCUACCCAGACAUCACCUACUUUUUCAUCAUUCGCCGUCUUCCUUUCUACACCAUCAACCUCAUCAUCCCCUGCCUGCUCAUCUCCUGCCUAACCGUGCUGGUUUUCUACCUCCCGUCAGACUGCGGUGAGAAGAUCACACUGUGUAUCUCAGUCCUCCUCUCGCUCACUGUCUUCCUGCUGCUCAUCACAGAAAUCAUCCCGUCCACCUCGCUCGUGAUCCCGCUCAUUGGCGAAUAUCUGCUCUUCACUAUGAUCUUCGUCACCCUGUCCAUUGUUAUCACCGUCUUCGUGCUUAACGUCCAUCACCGCUCGCCCAGCACCCAUAAGAUGCCCCUUUGGGUUCACUCAGUCUUCUUGGAUUUGAUCCCACGGUGGCUGUUUAUGCGCAGACCAGCACCGGACAGCCGUCGCAGGCAGAAACUCCUCCUCCUGCAGAGGCAGGGCCAAGGAAUGACAUCACGGGUGCUUGGACCGGCAAACACAAGCCUCAGUACCUCUACUAGCUGGUUCAGAGGGGAGAACUCUAGGGAAGAGUCCCGCAGGCGCUUCUGUUAUAAGGACUUAGAACUGGGGACACUGUCCUCUGCGAUCUCCCUUUCACUCCAAACUGCUUCGCCCUGCCCUCUUGGAUCAACUCCACCUCCUCUACAGAAAUUUAGUCCCUCCCCUAGACUGGAGAUGGGCACGGCUUCCAGGCAGCCCCGUGGAAGAGCUAAUGUCACAAAGAGGCCUGACAACCUAAUACCAGACAACCCAGGGUUUCCCCUUUCCCCCAGUGUCCUGCAAGCUCUGGAGGGGGUUCACUAUAUAGCAGACCACCUGAGAGCAGAAGAUGCUGACUUUAGUGUAAAAGAGGACUGGAAGUAUGUUGCUAUGGUAAUAGACAGAAUCUUCCUAUGGAUGUUCAUCAUAGUAUGUUUGCUGGGAACAAUCGGGCUCUUUCUCCCACCCUGGCUCGCAGGCAUGAUCUAGAAAACACGCCAGUGAGUACAUUAUAUGAACAACAAGGACUUCUAAAUUAUGGGCUUCCAAAGGAAGAACCAGCAUGGGGGCACAAAGCCCCUCCUAGCAGGGAUAUUUCCCCUGCAUGGGGUAAGAAGAUGCAUGUUUGACAUCAGGAAUGUGGCACCAAAUGCCUGAUUUUUUUUUUUUAAGACAUAAAUUGAGAGGAGAGAAGCUUGUAUAUGAAAACGCUUGUAUUUGAAUGUACUGUAUAACCUUUAAUAUUAUUGUCCAAAUUAAAAGUGCCAACUGGAUAAGAGACUUGGUGACUUACUAUAACCAAAUACACAAAUAAAAUCACCGUGGUUGGUAUUUCUCAUGUCUUGGUACUCUUCAUAUCAAGGACUGUACACUAAAGAGAUAGAGACAAAAUUUUUCAAAAUUUCUUCUUUUGUGUUCUGCAGAAGAAAGAGUCAAAGGUUUGGAAUGAUAUGAGGGUUCAUUUUUGAAUGAAC
Megalobrama amblycephala (Wuchang bream) is the source of this 3291-nucleotide messenger RNA. RefSeq names its product cholinergic receptor, nicotinic, alpha 2b (neuronal) (gene chrna2b). Gene Ontology annotation, biological process: chemical synaptic transmission; signal transduction; nervous system process. The record is from RefSeq and is a predicted model, not a curated record. Lineage: Eukaryota; Metazoa; Chordata; Actinopteri; Cypriniformes; Xenocyprididae. Gene Ontology annotation, cellular component: synapse; neuron projection; postsynaptic membrane. Gene Ontology annotation, molecular function: transmembrane signaling receptor activity; acetylcholine-gated monoatomic cation-selective channel activity.